Molecule: messenger RNA, 231 nt
Organism: Phytophthora nicotianae INRA-310
Lineage: Eukaryota; Oomycota; Peronosporomycetes; Peronosporales; Peronosporaceae
Exons: 1
Coding region: 1-231 (76 amino acids)
Source: RefSeq, a predicted model, not a curated record
AUGCGCACGUGUAUCCUGGUAUCUAUUGCAGCUAUACUAUAUGCUAGCUACAACCCCGUCGUCAAUGCAACUGCGAGCGUACGCCACAUCAAGAGCAAAGAUUCUGACGCUUCCUCACUGGCUUUGCGAGCCGGUGAUACGACUAACAAAGAACAAGAUAAUGGAGAGGACAGAGUGGGUGGGACUACUAUCGCCAUGUGGGCUCAUAACUUCGAUCGUGAGAAUAUGUAG